Drosophila grimshawi is the source of this 1923-nucleotide messenger RNA. RefSeq names its product negative elongation factor D (gene TH1). Gene Ontology annotation, molecular function: RNA binding. The record is from RefSeq and is a predicted model, not a curated record. Gene Ontology annotation, biological process: negative regulation of transcription elongation by RNA polymerase II. Bases 118 to 1854 code for a protein of 578 amino acids. Gene Ontology annotation, cellular component: nucleus; NELF complex. NCBI's taxonomy places the organism in Eukaryota, Metazoa, Arthropoda, Insecta, Diptera, Drosophilidae. The transcript has 5 exons.
AUCGAUAUAAAAGAUGCUUCGAUUAAUGUUGUGCAUUUUAAUCAAAAUAAAAUUGUAAUAUAAUAAUUUUGAUAUAUUGAGUUUUAAAUUCGUGAAUGCGCCUUGUUCAUUAUAAAUAUGGAAGUUGAAUACGAUGAGUCUGGUUGGCAGGGCCGUGCAAAACAACAGUCAAAUACUGAGGAUCUGCACGAGGACAAUCCACAAAAGACGAUUCAAGAAUGCCUGGAAAAGUUUCUAACGCCCGAUUACAUAAUGGAGCCAGGCAUCUUCACACAGCUGAAGCGCUACUUCCAAUCUGGUGGCUCACCAGAAGAAGUGAUUUCUAUGUUAUCUGAAAACUAUAAAGCGGUAGCUCAGAUGGCAAAUCUUCUUGCCGAGUGGCUCAUUUUAGCUGGGGUCAAGGUGACCGAGGUCCAGGCCAUGGUAGAGAACCAUUUAAAGGAAAUGAUUCUCAAGUCGUUUGACCCGAAAAAAGCGGAUACGAUAUUCACCGAGGAGGGCGAGACGCCAGACUGGCUAACAGAAAUGAUCGAUCAUUAUACGUGGCGAUCGUUAAUAUACCGGUUAGCUGAAGAAUAUCCGGAUUGCCUAAUGUUGAAUUUUACCAUUAAGCUGAUAUCGGAUGCUGGAUUCCAAAGUGAAAUCACAUCAAUUUCAACGGCCGCCCAGCAAAUUGAAGUUUUUUCCCGCGUUCUCAAAACAUCAAUUGUGAAAUUUCUAAAUAAUCCCGAUGACGUUCACGGCGCCAUUCAGGAGUGUGCCCGCAUGGUAUGUCAUGGCCAGCACACGUAUGUCUACUCGCAAGUGCUGAUCCAAGUGCUCAGUCAGGAACAGAAAGGUGGCUUCAAUAUGAAGCGACUAUCCCAGGAAAUCAUCAAAUACGCUUUGCAAAACAAUCAAAAUGUUACGCCCAUCACAAUGGCUCUUAAUGGUUCGGCGGUAUAUCCGCAGGCGUGUCAGGCUCUAACCUCAAUGUUAACACGCAAUACCUUGAAUCCAGCAGAUAUCACCGUACUAUUUCGAAAUUAUUCGGGCUCAGAUCCGCCACCAAUAGAUCUGAUACGUAAUCCUCAGUUUUUGGAAUUACUGGUCGAUGCACUUUUUCGAGCUGGUGUCAAAAUCAAUCCGGAGCAUAAGCCCAAGUAUGUUUUUCUGCUGGCGUAUGCCUCGUCUGUUAUUGAUCAGCCAGCAAAGAAGCGGACCCUGACUGAGAGAAUGCUAAACAAGGACGAACUGAAGAGCACCAUUCAGGCAAUUGAAAAGGCCCAUGCUAUCUGCAAUGUGGACCAGGGCUCCACAGAACUCAUUGCCGAGCUGCAGACACUAUACAACUGCAUAAAGUUUCCAGUUGUGGGAGUUGGUGUUAUCCGUUGGGUUGAAAAUGUUGUUAUGGAACCAUCUUACUUUAAACUAUCUACUGACAGUUGCCCCACACAUUUAGCAGUACUUGAUGAAGUUGCCGGAGUACAUCCCACAUUACAGCAGCAAAUACUUUUUCUACUUAUACGUUUAUUCGAAUCCAAGCAGGAUGAAUUGGAGAUACUUGUGCAACUGGAGAUGAAAAAGAUGAUUCUGGAUCGCAUGGUAAAUCUGCUGACACGCGGAUGUGUUGUUCCUGUGCUGCGAUACAUAAAACAAUGCUGUGCAAUAGAAGAUACGGAUGUUUCCCUGAUUCGCUAUUUCGUUACCGAAGUGCUCGAAACAAUCACCCAUCCCUAUUCCGCGGAGUUUGUGCAGCUCUUUCUGCCGAUGGUCGAAAACGAAGAAAUCACUGGCACAAUGCGCGGUGAAGGUGACAACGAUCCUGUCUCGGAAUUCAUUGUUCACUGUAAGGCGCAUUACACCACUGUAUGACAACCAAUUAUUUAGCAAUUUAAUUACGAAAUAUUUAUUUUGAGUCCAAAUACAUAUGUACGUGAGUUA